AUGGCCUACGGAAAGACCGAGGACAUCGUCAACAGCAUCGUCAACUACAACGACAUCCUUGCCUUCCAGAACUUCAUGCAGGGCGGUACCGGCGUGCACGGCGUCGGCCACUUCACCGUCUCCGGCGACCCCGGUGGUGAUUUCUACAUCUCCCCCAACGAGCCUUCCUUCUGGCUCCACCACGCCAUGAUUGACCGCAUCUGGACCAUCUGGCACAUGAUGGGAGGUGGCAGGGCCCAGUCCCUCGAUGACCUCGUCGACCUCGGCGUCAUUGCCGACACUGUCUACCCCAUCCGCGACAUCCUCAGCUCUGUUGACGGCCCCGGCCCCUUCUGCUACGUGUACGAGUAG
Molecule: messenger RNA, 351 nt
Organism: Parascedosporium putredinis
Lineage: Eukaryota; Fungi; Ascomycota; Sordariomycetes; Microascales; Microascaceae
Source: the annotation of a GenBank genome assembly